GGCAGGGCGGCAAUUACGUACAUCUACACACAAAGCGGAGCGUAAAAACAGUCCCCACUUUUCACAGGACAGCCAGACACAGCAUGGCCAGCCAGCAGGACUCGGGGUUCUUUGAAAUUAGCAUCAAGUCUCUGCUAAAGUCCUGGAACAGCUCCUCUCCUGGAUACAGCAAGCCCCCCGUUUCUCCUGUGUACCACUCUCAUAGCGAGAGGAGCCCCAGGACCAUGAUGUCUAUCAAUGUGGACCCAGAGAGCCGCCCUGGCGAGUAUGUUCUCAAGAGCCUUUUUGCCAACUUCGCCACGCUUUCUGAACGCAAGAUCCGGCUUGUUAUGGCUGAGCCGCUGGAAAAGCCUUUAACUAAAUCAUUGCAGAGGGGUGAGGAUCCACAGUUUGACCAACUGAUCAGUACUAUGAGUUCUCUGGCAGAGUACUGCCUGCCCUCUAUCCUUCGCACGCUGUUCGAUUGGUACAGGAGGCAGAAUGGUGUGGACGAUGAAUCCCACGAGUACCGGCCGCGUUCCAGCACAAAGUCCAAAAAUGAUGAGCAGCAGAGAGAUUAUCUCCUGGAGAGGAGAGAUCUGGCCAUUGACUUCAUCUUCUCUCUUGUUCUAAUAGAAGUUCUCAAACAGAUGCCUCUCCACCCUGUCCUCGACACUUCGGUCCAGGAAGUCAUUGACCUGGCUUUUAAGCACUUUAAAUACAAGGAAGGGUACAAUGGUCCUAACAUGGCCAAUAUGCACAUUGUAGCAGAUUUAUAUGCAGAAGUAAUCGGGGUCUUGGCUCAGGCAAAGUUUCCUGCUGUGAAGAAGAAGUUCCUGAGUGAUCUGAAGGAGCUCCGUCAAAAGGAGCAGAACCCCUGUGUGAUCCAGAGCACCAUCAGUCUCAUCAUGGGUCUGAAGUUCUUCAGAGUGAAGAUGUAUCCUGUAGAGGACUUUGAGGCCUCUUUUCAAUUCAUGCAGGAGUGUGCACAGUAUUUCCUGGAAGUGAAAGACAAGGAUAUCAAGCAGGCUCUGGCUGGUCUCUUUGUGGAGAUUUUGGUGCCUGUUGCAUCAGCUGUGAAGAAUGAAGUCAAUGUUCCUUGUCUAAGGAACUUUGUGGAAAGUUUAUAUGAUUCAACGCUGGAUCUGUCUACUAGAAAGAAACACUCUCUGGCUCUUUACCCACUCGUCACAUGUUUGCUGUGCGUCAGUCAGAAACAGUUCUUCCUCAACAGAUGGAGUGUCUUCCUCAGCAACUGCCUUUCAAACCUGAAGAACAAAGACCCGAAGAUGGCUCGUGUAGCACUGGAGUCCCUGUACCGUCUUCUCUGGGUGUACAUGAUUCGCAUCAAGUGUGAAAGCAACACUGCGACACAGGGACGUCUUAACAAUAUCAUCACUACGCUGUUCCCGAAAGGGUCUCGGAGUGUGGUCCCAAAAGACAUGCCUCUCAAUAUCUUUGUUAAGAUCAUUCAGUUUAUUGCACAGGAAAGGCUUGAUUUCGCCAUGAAAGAAGUCAUCUUUGACCUGCUAUGUGUCGGGAAAGCAGCAAAAGCCUUUAGUCUUAAUCCAGAGAGGAUGAAUAUUGGACUGCGUGCAUUCCUGGUCAUCGCCGAUAAGCUGCAGCAGAAAGAUGGAGAGCCGCCGAUGCCCAACACGGGGGUCACUCUUCCGUCUGGGAACACGCUGCGGGUCAAAAAGACGUACCUGAGCAAAGCAUUGACUGAGGAGGAGGCAAAACUCAUAGGAAUGUUCCUUUAUUAUUCCCAAAUCCGGAAAGCCAUGGACAACAUCCUAAGACAUUUGGAUAAAGAAGUGGGCCGCUGUAUGAUGCUCACUAAUGCGCAGAUGCUUAAUAAGGAACCAGAAGACAUGAUCACAGGGGAGAGGAAGCCCAAGAUUGAUUUGUUUAGGACUUGUGUAGCCGCCAUCCCUCGCAUCCUGCCUGAUGGCAUGACCAAGCCUGAGCUCGUCGACCUGCUGGCUCGGUUGACCAUCCACAUGGACGACGAGCUGCGCCUGAUAGCACAGAAUUCACUGCAGAGUCUCCUGCUGGACUUCUCAGACUGGCGGGAGGAAGUGCUCCUUGGAUACAGCGGUUUCCUUCUUCGGGAGGUUCAGGACACCCAGCAGAGCCUUCUCCACUCCUCAAUCAAACUGCUCCUCCAGCUCCUUACACAGUGGAGGCUCGCUCUCCUGACAUCCAACAGGAGCACAGAGAGCGCCAACAUCUGCUCCGCUGAGUUACUACAGGGUGUGUCAGGAUCCAGACCCCGUGCUGAAGCUGCUCCUUUCUCGGCCGUGUUGCGAGCUCUCGAGGGUCUCGCUCUCGUCUUGCUCUGCUCCUGUCACGCUGCUACACGCAAACUAGCCGUGUCUGUACUCCGAGAGCUCCGCCUCCUUCUCCUCACGGUCUCGCACACCGAGGAUGAUGAGCGGCCCAUGCUGGAUGUACUGGACCAGGCGAGUGCGGUGGUGCUGGAGAGCUUUACACAUGUGCUGAGCGACUCUACAUCAGUUCCCUCAGGACACCAGGUGGACCUGCAGUGGUUGGUGGACUGGAGUGGGAGUCUCCUCAGCAGCCAGUAUGACGUGUGCAGUCCGUCGUCGGUUUGGGUGGUGGCACAGUGGGCACGAGACCCCUGGGCUCUUUGCCUGUUCAGCCUGCUAAAGCAGGAGCAUCUGCCCAAGCAGUGUCCUACAGCACUGAGCUACGCAUGGCCCUAUGCCUUCACUCGCCUGCAGCUGCUCAUGCCAGUGAUUGAUCCCAGCAACCCAGCAAAUACUAAAAGGAUGAGUGCAGUGGGUUCAGGUGACAACUAUGUGGCUCUGUGGAGGAACUAUCUGAUCCUGUGCUUUGGUGUGGCCAAGCCGAGCAUCAUGAGCCCUGGCCAUCUCCGAGCCUCUACUCCAGAGAUCAUGACCCCCACUAGUGAGAACAGUAGCCAUGAUUACAAGGUGGUGGGGACGCCGUCAGUAGCGUGGCUAUUAAAGCAGCUUGUUCCACUGAUGCGUUCCGAGAGCAUUGAGAUCACAGAGGCACUGGUGCUGGGCUUCGGCCGCACAAACUCACUUAUUUUCAGAGAACUGAUCGAAGAACUUCACCCUUUGAUGAAAGAAGCUCUGGAAAAGAGGCCGGAGAAUAAGAAGCGGAGAGAAAGAAGGGAUCUGCUGCGACUCCAACUGUUAAGGAUUUUCGAGCUGCUGGCCGAUUCUGGGGUUAUCAGUGACAGUACUAAUGGAGCGCUGGAACGUGACACUCUGGCUCUCGGCGCUCUCUUUCUCGAGUAUGUGGAUCUGACCAGGAUGCUUCUGGAGGCUGAGAACGAUAAAGACGUGGAGAUCCUCCGAGACAUCCGCUCCCACUUUAGCUCCAUGGUGGCCAACCUCAUACAAUGUGUCCCUGUGCACCAUCGGCGCUUCCUGUUUCCUCAGCAGAGCCUACGACAUCACCUCUUUAUCCUCUUUAGCCAAUGGGCCGGUCCUUUCAGCAUCAUGUUCACUCCCCUGGACCGAUACAGCGACCGGAACCAUCAGAUCACUCGAUAUCAGUAUUGUGCCCUGAAGGCCAUGUCGUCUGUGCUAUGUUGCGGCCCUGUGUUUGACAACGUGGGUCUCUCUCCAGACGGCUACCUCUACAAGUGGCUGGAUAACAUCUUAGCCUGCCAGGAUCUGCGGGUUCAUCAGCUGGGUUGUGAGGUGGUGGUUCUCCUGCUGGAGCUGAACCCGGAUCAGGUCAAUCUGUUCAACUGGGCCAUGGAUCGCUGCUACACCAGCUCGUACCAACUCGCCUCGGGCUGCUUCAAAGCCAUCGCCACUGUCUGUGGAAGCAGAAAUUACCCAUGUGACAUCGUAACCUUGCUGAACCUAAUCCUCUUCAAAGCAUCAAACAACAGCAGAGAGAUCUAUGAGAUUUCGAUGCAGUUAAUGCAGAUUUUGGAGUCUAAGCUGUGUGUUUACUCCAAGAGGAUAGUGGAAGAAAGGAGUAGCGGGAUUCUGUAUGGAACGCACAGACCCCUUCCCCCACUCUACAGCCUCUCUGUAGGCCAGCUUUCUGCCCAGCUUGCCAGGAUGUACCCAGAACUCACCCUGCCCCUGUUUUCAGAGGUCAGCCAAAGGUUUCCCUCUACGCAUGCCAACGGGAGGCAGGUGAUGUUGACCUACUUGCUGCCAUGGCUCAGAAAUAUUGAGCUAGUGGAUGGUGGUGUACUGCCAAUUACCUCCAGCCCUGCCCACCCAAUAGAGGAGAAGAGAAGGCGGGGUCUCUGUGUAGCCCCACCUUUAUCACACCUCCAUGGUACCGGUUGGGGCUCGGCACAAGCAACUUCACUCGUCCUCAACAACCUUAUGUUCAUGACCGCCAAGUACGGCGAUGAUGUGCCAGGCCCGGAGAUGGAGCAAGCCUGGAACGCCGUGGUCUCUAAUGAGAAAUGGAGCAGUAACCUCCGUACGACCUUGCAGUUCCUGAUCAGCUUGUGUGGUGUCAGCAGUGAUACCCUUCUCCUCCCACAUAUUAAGAAAGUGGUUAUCUAUCUUUGUCGGAACAACACCACGCAGACAAUGGAAGAGCUGCUGUUUGAUCUCCAGCAGACAGACCCGGUCAAUCCCAUGGUUGUACACUGUGACAAUCCCCCGUUCUAUCGCUUCUCAGCCACCAGCAAAAUAUCCAUUGCCACUUCUGGUACGACAUCCAGCAGCAAUACGGUUAUCGCCAUCCAGGACAACAUGUCUGACAGCGAAGACCCAAAAAUGGCAAAAGAAAGUGAGGACAGGCUGAAAAAUAUGAUGAGGGCUCAUAUCCGUCUUGAGUCUCGAUACAGCAACAGCUCCGGAGGCUCGUACGACGAGGAAAAGAAUGAGCCCCUCCCACCGUAUGCUGGUUGGCUGAUGAAUGUCCUGGAAACCAAUCAGCCGCUGCCUUUACCCAUGCCGGCUAACGGAGGUUGCUGGGCCCCUCUGGUCGACUUCCUGCCUGAAACGGUGACCCUGCGCGGUCCGUUGCACAGGAGUAAUAUAGCUGUGAUCUUCAUGACGGAGCUGGUGGUGGAUCACAGUGUGAAAGAGGACUGGAGUGUUCACCUGCCUCUGCUGUUGCAUGCUCUGUUUCUGGGAAUGGACCACUGUCGGCCCGAGGUGUUCGAGCACUGCAAGCAUCUCCUCCUGCACUUGCUCUUCACGCUUUCCUGCAGCAGGAGUUUUCCUCUGGUCUCCUCCAUGCUGAUGCACAGCAAAAGUCUUGGCACCCGACCCAACUACCAAACUGAGUUCUUCUACACAGGUGGCGUGGAUUUCCUGAGGGAUGCCCAGGCGUCUCCGGUGCCAGACUCUGGAUUAAGCUCCUCGUCAACUUCCUCGAGUCUGAGUCUGGGAAGCAGCAGCAGCAACCUGCCACACUACUCCACUGAAGAGUCGGAGACUCUGGAGAGCAGCACUGACACAGAUGAGAAGAGCAGCAAGCUCGUGGAGUUCCUCAGCACCCGGCCGUUUGGUCCGUUGUGGUGUCAUGAAGACAUCAGUCCUAAGAACCAGCACUCAAAAAGCACAGAGCAGCUCACCAACUUCCUGCAUCAUGUCAUUUCUGUGUUUAAAGAAUCCAAAUCAGGUUCAUGUUUGGAGCAACAGCUGAGUGAAAUCGCUCUGCAGACAGCUCUGUGCAGCUCAUCCAGACAUUACGCCGGCCGUUCCUUCCAGCUGUUUCGUGCUCUGAGGCAACCGCUUUCAGCUCUGGCCGUGUCUGACCUGCUCUCUCGCCUUGUUGAGGUGGUGGGGGAACAUGGAGAGGAGGUGCAGGGUUAUGUCAUGGAGCUUCUCCUAACGCUCGAAUCCGUAGUAGACAACCUCGCGGAGUGCCUGAAGAACAAUGAUUUAAUGACCGUUCUUACAAGGGCUCCUUCUCCAGACCUUCCUGCUGAUGGGAAGCUAACAAUGAACAGAAAGAGCACCAGUCAAAUGGAUUUGGUUCCUGGCUCCGGAACAACAUCUGAGCGAAUCCGCCACCAGCGAAGCUACUCUGUGCCUAAGCGUUUUGGCGAGGCGGAUCGAUCCUCGGAAGUCCCUCGCAGUGCAACCCUAGACCGUCUACAUGCCCACGCCCAUCGGCGACCGGGCAACCUGACCAAGCUUCACUCCCACUCCUCCACCUCCUGCACUGACACACUCUCUCUCAACCCAACCAACGCCAACCAUCCUCGUAACCUCCUCGCCACCAUCUUCUGGGCAGCCGUGUCCCUCAUGGAGUCUGAUUUUGAGUUUGAGUACCAGAUGGCGCUGCGCUUGCUGAGCAAGCUGCUCACCCACAUCUCUCAGGAGAAGCAAGAGUACCUUGAAAAGUUGGAGAAGAUCCAGAGCCAGCUAAGGUGGAUUGGAUUCUCCGGGCUCCAACAGCUUCUGCUCAAGGGAUUCACGUCGGCUUCAACCACAGAGCUCACGCUGCAGCUUUUCUGCCAGCUCACGCCCAUCUCCCGUCUGCCUGUAGUGGACACCACCCAGUCCAUAGGUUUCCCUUUAAACAUCCUCUGUCUCCUCCCUCACCUGGUCCAGCACUUUGACUGUCCCACUCAGUUCUGUAAAGACGUGGCUGAGAGGAUAGCUCAGGUCUGCCUCGAUGAGAAGAACUCAAAGCUCUCUAACCUGGCCCACGUGAUGAUGCUAUACAAAACACACUCGUACACACGUGACUGCCUGUCCUGGGUCAAUGUGGUGUGUCGCUACCUGCAUGAAGCCUUCAGUGAAAAUACUCUGUGCACGGUGACCUACAUGGCUGAGUUGUUGGAGAAAGGUCUUCCCAGCAUGCAGCAGAGCCUCCUUCAGAUUAUCUACAGUCUGCUUACACACAUGGAGCUUAGUGGCAUCCAGGCCAGGAGCUUCAACACUGAUGUUCUCAACACCAUCGAGAAGUUUGUUCAGACGGCGCACUGGAAGGAAGCUUUGAACAUUCUGAAGUUAGUUGUGUCUCGAUCUGCCAGUCUGGUUCUUCCCUCGUCUCCUUCCAGCAGCAGAGUCUCGCAUGUAGACGUGAGUCGCGUGUGGGACGCGGCAUCCAAAGCGCUUCCCGGAAAAACGCUCGAUUUCCACUUUGACAUCUCAGAGACUCCGUUAAUUGGCCGGCGCUAUGAUGAACUGCACGGCUCUCCAGGUAGGGAUGAGAAGGUUGGAGGUGUGGUGGUCGUGACCCGCAGCACCUCUUCUACCUCCUCUGGAUCCAACAACACGAACCACGUGCUGGUUCCCGUCAGCUGGAAACGGCCGCAGUCAUCUCAGAAAAGAACAAGGGAGAAGCUGGUGAACGUGUUGACUCUGUGUGGACAGGAAGUGGGGCUGAGCAAAAACCCUUCAGUGAUCUUCUCAUCCUGUGGAGAACUAGAUUUGAUUGAUCACCAGCCAAGUCUGGUGUCUUCAGAGGACGGGAUCCGGGAUCCAGACAACAUGGAUGACACGACCUCCGAACAGCAGUUCCGUGUCUUCCGUGACUUUGACUUCUUGGACGUAGAGUUGGAGGAUGGAGAGGGGGAGACGGUGGACAGUUUUAACUGGGGGGCAAGGAGGCGUUCUAUAGACAGUCUGGACCGUGUGGAACAACGCAUUCUAGAGGAAGAUGAGAGUCAACAGUCAGGCAGCUCACCCGGCCUCAGACCGAUCAUCCGCCAUGACUCUGAUGAGUCCUCAGAAGAAGACUCUCUUACUGUCAGUCAGAUCCUGGCCUCCUCACAGCUUAAUGUUAUGAUGUCCCCCACUGAGAAGGUGAACCACAUGGACUCACUUCCUUCCUUACUGGAGCCUGUGCCAGCCAAUCCCCUCUCUCUGCCCCCAUCAGUGCCUGGUCUUCACACCUCCACGCCCGAGGACUCGACCCCACGGACCGAGCUAUCGGCAGAGGACGAGGACACGAGCCUCCAUGAGGAUGAGAUCUCCCUCUGCAUUACCGAGCUUCCCAGUGGCUUUGACCGCUCUGACAGUGUGUCUCUGGAUGCUCAUGGGGAGGAAAAAGAUGAUGUGAGGCCCAGCUGUCCACCAAGAAGUCGCUUUGGGGAUCAGCACAGUCCUGGAGCGAUGGUUGAAGAAGACAGAGAGGAUCUCCUGCUUGACUCUCGUUCCUCCUCCCCCCCUCCAUCUCCCUUCUUCUCUGCCAUUCUGGCUGCCUUUCAGCCGGUGGUGUGUGACGAUGCUGAGGAGGCCUGGCGCUGUCACCUUAACCAGCUAGUGGCCGACACCGACGGCUCCUGCGCCAUUUACACCUUCCACGUCUUUUCUUCGCUCUUCCAGAGUAUCCAGACCAAAUUCUGUGCCCUGACGUGUGACGCUGCCGGCUUCCUCAGCGACGGACUCCGUGGCAUAGGAGCGAAGUUCGUCAGGUCGUCGCAGAUGUUAACGUCGUGCUUCAAGUGUCCCACUCUGUUCAUAGAUGCCGAUACAAUUGUCUCCUACGGACUGCUGGAAAAAAUGAAGUUCAGUGUAUUAGAGCUUCAGGAAUACCUGGACACCUACAACAACAAGAAGGAAGCAGCCAUUUCAUGGCUGCGCAACUGCAAGACUACUUUUCCGAAAGGUUCAGCAGACGGGAUCGUCACGCACCACAAUUCCGAGGUUGAAGAGAAGCAAAUGGAAACUCUUGCACAACUGGAGCUGUGUCAAAGGCUGUACAAACUCCACUUUCAACUGCUCCUGCUUUUCCAGUCUUACUGUAAACUGAUCAGCGAAGUCUACGCGAUCAGCUCCGUCCCAGAGCUGGUAAACAUGUCCAAAGAGCUGGAUGAACUUAAGAGUAAACUGCGAGCAGCAGCAGCUUCGGUAGCAGGAGAGCAUUCAGUGCAACACGCUUCCAACACAUCCACUGAUCCCUCGUUCAGCUCGUCUGAGGCGGCUGUGCAGGCCAUCUUAGAGAGCUUGAGGAACAACGAGUUCUCCACAGCCAUUCUUUACAUUCAGGAGUGCAGGAGGCUGUGGCCGAGCGACAUCUUCGGCACCAAUUCGGAGAACGAGACCCAAACUCUUCUGAACAUCUACUUCCGGCACCAGACGCUUGGCCAGACGGGCACAUUCGCUCUGGUGGGCUGUAAGCAAGACUUGUCUGAGGCCUGUUUACGUCUCACCGAGCUUAACCACGAGAUCAGGGACAUGAUCCGUCGGGCGCAAGGCUACAGCACCAUCACGGCCUUUCUGCCCGACUCCAGUGUCACUGGGAUCAGCCUCUGAGGUGCUGCUUUUCCACUGGAGAUCCACAGACGCUGCUGAACCGACUAUCAUCUGUCCAUGUUGGACUGUGUGACAAUCUGGUAUAGGCUUAAACCUUGGCCUUGAGUAUUGCACUAAAAUUAGUACAUACUGUAUGAAGUCACAGGGUCAUGUUUUUGUGUUUUUUUUUUUUUUUUUUGCCAGCUGGCAAAACCAAAGCUUCCUGAACGCCAGUGUUUGGCUCAUGUCUACCAUUGUAAAGGAAAAGGGAAAAUGUGCAAUGCUUUAAAAAGACUUACUGUAUUGCUUAUGAAAGAUUGUUUUUAUUUUUAUUGUAUUCAGGCUACUUAAAUACUGUCGCAGGAUAAAUGCUGUAUUUUUUUCUCUUCAUGAACAUUAAUGAAGAUGAUUUAUUAUUAUUAUUUUUGCCCAUAUGUGGGAAAAUGACCAUGAAGCACCUCGAUAUCAAGACUACACACAUAACACACUCACAACACACACGCUAUACACACACAUACACCAACUCAGAGCUAUGUUGCUGCAGUGCUACUGUCUGAAUGACACUACUUAAUGAAGAUCCGUUGUUUUUGGGGUUUUUUUUUUUUUGGUUUCUACUGAUGCAUAAAAAAUAGGUUUAUUUAUAUUCCCAAGACAUCCACAUGCUUUGGAUGGUAUAGUUUUAUAGAAGGAAACCUGGCAUGCAAAUGUAUGCACCAUAGGAAGAGAACAGAGAUAUUUAUGAACUAUAAGAAACUAUUUUAAAUCACAAUUGCGUGUGUACAUACUGUAAUAGUAGUUGUAUGUAUGAGUGUUUCCUUUUUUUUUCUUGCUUUCUAUUUUAUUCAGCUUAUUGUAUGAAAUGACUCAGCAGACCUGUGCGAUUCGAAAGCGACGACACGGACAUGCUACGAUUUGUUUAAAUUGUAAAUACUGUUUUUGUGCUUUCAGUUGUGUUCUUUAAAGCUCUGCUGGAGAAUAAACGUAAAUUAAUUACGUGUCAAUGCACAAA
Silurus meridionalis is the source of this 10158-nucleotide messenger RNA. It is a transcript of the gene frya, whose product is annotated as furry homolog a (Drosophila). The record is from RefSeq and is a predicted model, not a curated record. Gene Ontology annotation, biological process: neuron projection development; cell morphogenesis. Gene Ontology annotation, cellular component: cell cortex; site of polarized growth. NCBI's taxonomy places the organism in Eukaryota, Metazoa, Chordata, Actinopteri, Siluriformes, Siluridae.